Klebsormidium nitens is the source of this 2286-nucleotide messenger RNA. Lineage: Eukaryota; Viridiplantae; Streptophyta; Klebsormidiophyceae; Klebsormidiales; Klebsormidiaceae. The record is from the annotation of a GenBank genome assembly.
CAAGAGUCAGCAGGGAUUCAGCUCCAUUGUUGCUGCGCAGGAUUGUGAUCUGCGUUCAGGAAGGAAUAUCUCAAGGAUCAAUUCAUUUUACGGGCCUUCUUGGGCAGCAUGUCUGCGGAGGCCCUCCUCACCGGGGUGGGCGAGGUUUCUGAUGAGGCGCCACUGCUGUUCUCAUCACGCCGGUCGCCUGUCCUGAGCCAGAAUGGCAUCGUCUCCUCAUCCCAGCCCCUCGCGACUGCUGCCGGGCUCAGAAUUCUGCAGAAGGGAGGGAAUGCUGCGGAUGCCGCAGUCGCGGUGGCUGCCUGCCUGAAUGUUACUGAGCCCUGCUCCACUGGCAUUGGGGGAGACGCCUUUGCGCUCUUCUACGAUGCAGCCAAGAGGACCGUAAGCUGCGUCCAGGGAAAUGGCCGUAGCCCCUCUGGCCUCACCCAGGACCUGAUACAAGAGCGGGGAAUCAGAGACGCCCUCCCAGUCUAUAGCGGAUUGACCGUCACUAUCCCUGGUGCUGCCGCCGCCUGGGCUGACAUCAUCGAGCGGUUCGGCACGCUCCCGCUGUCCGAAGUCCUCGCCCCCGCCAUCGAGCUCGCUGAAAAGGGCUACCCAGUGUCUCCUAUCACCGCCUCCCAUUGGGCCCGAGGCGUGGAUCAGCUGCAGCAGGGGGGUCCGCACGCAGGGGACAUGCUGAUUGACGGGCGAGCCCCCCGCGCAGGAGAGAUCAUCAAGAUGCCCAAGCUCGGAAACACUUUUCGACUGUUGGCCGAGCACGGCAAGAAGGGUUUCUACGAGGGGGCUGUUGCGGAGGCAAUCGUCAAGGCCGUAAACUCGAAAGGCGGAGUCUCUACGCUCCAGGAUCUCAAGGAGCACACAACUGCAUUCCCCGAGCCGAUCCACACCACCUAUAAGGGCGUUCAGGUUUGGGAAGUCCCCCCUCCGACGCACGGGCUAGCGGCUCUGAUAGCGCUGAACAUUCUGGAAGGUCAGCAGGGGGCUCAUGUCCCACAGGGGCCCGUGGCAUCCCCCCCAGAUCGGUUCGUCUGCAAGUGCACGACGUGCUUUCAGAGGUACACGUUUCCGGACUCGAGCAAGGGCAAGUAUGUGCGCUGCCAAAAGUGCCGGGGGGCAUUCAUGCCAAUGGAGGAGACGCCCAAUGGCGGCGCGCCAGGGCCGCGCACAGCAGCACCUGCGCCCGCUCCCGCUCCGACCCAGCCUCCAGUCGUCCGGCCGGCGCCGCCUCAGCCUCAGCCUCAGGCCCAGGGCGGCGGCACAUUGUUGGGCGACCAUUCGUCGGUGCAGCACUACCACGUGUUGAUCGAGGCCAUGCGGCUCGCGUUCGCGGACUCGCUCGCAUACAUCGCCGACCCGCUCGUUGUGCACUGCCCCAUCCAAGAACUGCUUUCAAAGGAGCACGGAAAGGAGCGCGCGGCCCUCAUCGACCUUGAAAAAGCGAUCCACGUCACGCCCAGCAUCCAGGGCGGAGGCUCGGACACCGUUUACUUUUGCGUUGUCGACGGGAAGGGGAACGCCUGCAGUAUGAUUAACAGUAACUUCAUGGGUUUCGGGACGGGCAUCAUUCCGGAAGGCUGCGGCUUCUCGUUACAAAAUCGCGGAUACGGCUUCAGCCUCGACCCCGCGCACCCCAACUGCAUCGGCCCGCGCAAGCGGCCGUACCACACGAUUAUUCCGGGGCUCGCGACCUACGCCCCGGAAGACGGGGACGAGUCACACGCGGGCGACCUGUUCGGACCGUUCGGCGUGAUGGGCGGCUUCAUGCAGCCGCAGGGGCACCUGCAGGUGAUUGUGAACCUGCUGGACCACGGGAUGGAUCCCCAGGCUGCGCUGGACGCCCCACGCUUCUGCAUCUCGGGCCUCCCCGGCGUGCGCCACUCGGCGGAGCUCAUCGCCAACAGCCAGUGCUACCUCGAGGACCAGCCCGGCGCGCACGAGAAGGCCGCCAAGCUGCGGGCGAUGGGCCACGAGAUCAAGGUCCUGAGCAGCCACGAUCGGGCGAGCUUUGGACGAGGCCAGAUUAUUGUCCGAGACCGGAAAACGGGGGUUCUUUGGGCGGGUUCGGAUCCACGAGCGGACGGGUGUGCCAUGGGUUGGUGACGUGUUUUCGAAGACCGGGUAUCCUUUCUCUUCGUUUGUGCUUGCGUCGUUUGUACUGACUACCUAUGCUGAAGCAGAUAGGAUCACUGUGGUAGUAAUGGACAGGAAAAACAGAACCGCCACAAAAAGCAUAGGAAAUACUGCUGAUACUGUGGGCUGCGCAGAUAUUGUGUCCGCGAC